This is a messenger RNA of Dama dama (fallow deer), 4806 nucleotides long. RefSeq names its product autophagy related 7 (gene ATG7). Gene Ontology annotation, biological process: cellular response to nitrogen starvation; autophagy of mitochondrion; autophagosome assembly. Gene Ontology annotation, cellular component: cytoplasm; phagophore assembly site. Gene Ontology annotation, molecular function: Atg8 activating enzyme activity; Atg12 activating enzyme activity. The record is from RefSeq and is a predicted model, not a curated record. NCBI's taxonomy places the organism in Eukaryota, Metazoa, Chordata, Mammalia, Artiodactyla, Cervidae. The coding region runs from base 89 to 2167 and encodes 692 amino acids. The transcript has 19 exons.
GGCAACUGCGUCAUCGGUCCGCGCGCCGCGGACAGCGCCGCGGUUGCCGGAAGUUGGGCGGCGCAGGCGACAAGGAGUGGCGGCAGCUAUGGGGGAGCCCAGCCUCUCCAGAUUGCAGUUCGCCCCCUUCAGCAGCGCCUUGGAUGUUGGCUUCUGGCAUGAGUUGACCCAGAAGAAGCUGAAUGAGUACCGGCUAGACGAAGCUCCCAAGGACAUUAAGGGUUAUUACUACAAUGGUGACUCUGCGGGGCUGCCAGCUCGCUUAACGUUGGAGUUCAGUGCUUUCGACAUGAGUGCGCCCACCCCAGCCCGCUGCUGCCCGGCGGUCGGCACAUUGUAUAAUACCAACACUCUGGAGGCUUUCAAGGCUGCAGAUAAGAAGCUACUUCUGGAAGAAGCAGCAAACGAGAUCUGGGAAUCCAUCAAAUCGGGAGCCGCCCUGGACAACCCUGUGCUCCUCAACAAGUUCCUCCUCUUGACGUUCGCGGAUCUAAAGAAGUACCACUUCUACUACUGGUUCUGCUCCCCCGCUCUCUGCCUUCCAGAGAGUAUACCCCUCAUUCAGGGGCCAGUGGGCUUGGAUCAAUGGUUUUUGCCAAAACAGAUUCAAGCCCUGGAACACGCGUAUGAUGACCUCUGUCAGACUGAAGGCGUCCCCGCGCUGCCUUACUUCCUAAUCAAGUAUGAUGAGACCACGGUGCUGGUUUCCUCGCUCAAACACUACAGCGAUUUCUUCCCAGGUCAAAGGGCAAAGAUAACGAUUGGCGUGUACGAUCCCUGUAACUUAGCGCAGUACCCCGGAUGGCCUUUGAGGAACUUUUUGGUCCUGGCAGCCCACAGAUGGAGUGGCAGUUUCCAGUCCGUGGAAGUGGUCUGCUUCCGGGACCGCACCCUGCAGGGGGUGAGAGACGUCGCCCACAGCAUCGUCUUCGAAGUGAAGCUUCCAGAGAUGGCGUUCAGCCCAGAUUGUCCCAAGGCAGUCGGGUGGGAGAAGAACCAAAAGGGAGGCAUGGGGCCGAGGAUGGUGAACCUCAGCGAGUGCAUGGACCCUAAAAGGUUAGCUGAGUCAUCGGUAGAUCUCAACCUCAAGCUGAUGUGUUGGAGAUUGGUCCCCACUCUGGACUUAGACAAGGUGGUGUCUGCCAAGUGUCUGCUGCUUGGAGCCGGCACCUUGGGUUGCAACGUAGCCCGGACGUUGAUGGGCUGGGGCGUCAGAUGCAUCACGUUCGUGGACAACGCCAGGAUCUCCUACUCUAACCCCGUGAGGCAGCCGCUGUAUGAAUUUGAAGAUUGCCUGGCGGGCGGGAAGCCCAAGGCCCUGGCGGCAGCAGACCGGCUGCAGAAGAUCUUCCCUGGAGUGAACGCCAGAGGGUUCAACAUGAGCAUCCCCAUGCCGGGGCACCCCGUGAACUUCUCCAGCGUCACCCUGGAGCAGGCCCGCAGGGACGUGGACCAGCUGGAGCAGCUCAUCGACGACCACGACGUCGUCUUCCUGUUGAUGGACACCCGGGAGAGCCGGUGGCUGCCUGCCGUCAUCGCCGCGAGCAAGAGAAAGCUGGUCAUCAACGCUGCCUUGGGAUUUGACACCUUCGUUGUCAUGAGACAUGGCCUGAAGAAGCCCAGGCAUCAGGGAGCCGGGGACUUGUGUCCCAGCUACCCCGUGGCAUCUGCCGACCUCCUGGGCUCAUCGCUGUUUGCCAACAUCCCUGGCUACAAACUUGGCUGCUACUUCUGCAACGAUGUGGUGGCCCCAGGGGAUUCGACCAGAGACCGGACCUUGGACCAGCAGUGCACUGUGAGUCGUCCGGGACUAGCCAUGAUCGCAGGAGCGCUGGCGGUGGAGUUGAUGGUUUCCGUUCUGCAGCAUCCCGAAGGGGGCUACGCCAUUGCCAGCAGCAGUGAUGACCGCAUGAAUGAGCCGCCAACGUCCCUCGGCCUUGUGCCUCACCAGAUACGAGGAUUUCUGUCACGGUUUGAUAACGUCCUUCCUGUCAGCCUGGCCUUUGACAAAUGCACAGCUUGUUCUUCCAAAGUUCUCGAUCAGUAUGAACGAGAGGGAUUUAAUUUCCUGGCGAAGGUGUUUAAUUCUUCACAUUCCUUCUUAGAGGACUUGACCGGUCUUACGUUGCUGCAUCAAGAGACCCAGGCUGCUGAGGAUCUGAAAUAGCUCAGCUGGAAUUCCACCACCUCCAGGAGCUCUGUUCAUAGUGACGCUUCCUAAGGCCCACUUGACUUCGCACUCCAGGAUGCCUGGCUCUAGGUGAGUGAUCACACCAUCAUGGUCUUCUGGGUCAGGAAGAUCUUUUUUGUAGAGUUCCUUCUGUACAAGAAGAGUUCUUCAGCACAGGGUGGGGAAAACAAUCUACAGAUCUUAAAUUCUUUUUAGCAGGUUUGUUUUUCAGAAUGCUAAGGGCACAGCAACUCUGCCACCCUGAUGUGUACUGCAGGACGGAACACUAAAGGAGUUGAUGUUGCCGUAACCACGGAGAUAGAAGAUGCAUUGGGAUGGGUGAGGAAGAGCUCUGUGGAGUUGAAUUAAAACUGCAGUAUUAAAGUGAAUCCAUGACUCCCUAGCUCCUUCCACUGAGUACAGAAACCAAGCUUCCUCUGAUGCCAGAAAUGUUGUGUGUGUAUGCUGUCCAGUGUGGUAGCCAUGAGCCACAUGUGGCUACAGAGCUGAAAAUGGGGCUAGUAUGACUAAGGAGCUGAGUUUUUAACUUUAUUUGAAGUGAAAUGUGAACGGCCACACGCAACCAUGUCUACUAUUAAUACACAAGACAACUCAAGUCUAGAGGCAAUGACACCACAGUUAACACUUAGCACCCAGAUCUUGGCUUCUAAAGAGUACUCCCCACUGAAAGGAAUCAGAUGCAGAAAGCUUACAAGAUAAGCACGUGGUCUGCCAGACAGCAAGAAAGGGCUUCAUGUAAGAAGGACACAGGAGUCAGCUGAAGGGGCUCUUAUCUGCCAAAAUCUGGGACAGUUAAACUCACCUAAUAAAAGAGGAGCCCUGGAGUCCAUACGAAUGACAGACGGGUGACAGGAGAGCUCUUCUACAUUGGCUCACACUUGAAAACCAGGAUCACAGAUGAAAUGACUUCUGAAAUUCGUUCCGGUAAGGUGAAUCUCACCCUAACCCUUGCCUCAUACCUUAGUCCACUUUCUUUCUAAGUGGCAGACAGAGUACUUUUCAAUUCCCAAACAAGACAUUCAUGUUCUUAACACUUUUCUUAGGCAAUAAAAAAAUCAGAACAAACAAGCCAAAAAAACACAAAAAUUCCUCAGGGCCACCCUUUCAAUAAGCAGUUCAAAUGACCUGGAAUUCUCAAUUUCCAAAUUCUGGAGAAAUCACUAGGGGAACCUCUGCUCUCUCCCCUUCCUUCCCUAAAGAAAUCAGAAGACAGUCAUACUCUGUAGCUUCCUAUCCUGCCUCAAUCUUACCCUCGCUCUAGUGGAAAAUAACUCAGUAUGCUGGUUUUGUGAAAUGCAGCCAAAGCAUACAUCUUCGAGGACCCCCUCCUCUCCACAUGUCUGGAGGAGGAAAUGGCAACCCUUUCCAGUGCUCUUGCCCAGAAAAUCCCAUGAACAGAGGAGCCUGGCGGGCUAUAGUCCGUGGGGUGGCAAAGAGUCAGAUGCGGCUGAGCACAAGUCCUCUUCACACGAAUCUGUAGUUUAGUAUGGAAAACUUUCAGGCACCUUAAAUAAAAAGGAGGGCAUGCACUACAGUUUAAAUGGCAAACAUUUCAUCAAGUCAAGCAACGCACUUAACUAAGCAUCCUACCUCACGAAGUCGUAAGAGGAGAGGUAUCUUUUAAACCUGCCUCCAAAACUAAUCAUCCGGCUCUUGGAAAACAGGCAUGGCAAACUUUUCACUAAAUCAAGCAACGCACUUACAAGCUACCCUACCCCAUGGAGUCAUAAGAGAAGAAGUAUCUUUUACACUGCCUGUAAAACUAGUCAUUCGGCUCUCAGAAGACACACACCGAAACCUCAGUAAAGUUACUGAGAUGAGGAACUAACUACCCCUUGGCAACAAGCGACACUGCACGUCUUUCGUCUCUAAGUUGGCCUGGGGGGGCGCUGCUGUUUCUGUUCUAAACCUGUCUGAGGACAUCGAUUGUGAGUUGCAUAUGAACUCCCCAGUUCUCUAUUACCGGCACUUUAUAGAGUAUUUACAGUGUCAUCAGAGAACCUGUGCAUCAAGGUCAUAUUUGCAACCACAAGAUCAUUUUCUAAAUGCUUUGACAUUCUAAUAAUAUCAGUAAUGAUGGAAGCUCUGCUUACUAUCUGAGCUUACUAUCUCUGCUUACUAUCUGAGCACUGCGCUUAGCACUCAUCCUUUGCGGAAGGACCCUACUCCCACUGAGAAAUGAGCAAGCUGGGAUGAAUCUGAACCCAUAACCCAGUUAUGACUUUCAAACAUCACAUUUGCUGUUAACAGUGCUCUGGUUUCCUAUCAUCACCAAUAUCUGAGUCAUGGACUCUGUGAUAAUAAAAGCAGUAACUCUCAUCAACUGACUAUUGUACUGUGCCCAACUCCGUGCAUAUCGCCACUCCAUACUGCUCACAAUAGUUCUACACACGAACUCUCAGCACUGCCGCCAUAGAGAAGGAUAUCAGGCCCAGGUAAAUGAAGUGAUUUGGUAAGUAGCAGAACCUGGGAUUUCAACUAAGGCACGUCUGAUCACAAAACACACCUUCUCACAGCCAGCUCCCACUUCCUUCCCUUUUUUUUUUUCCUUAAAAAAAAAAAAAUUGACCAAAUGUCUCCUAUUUGGGUUUGGGGAAAGACAGAGAUUCCUAGUG